UGGAUCCCUGUCACCAAGCUUGGUCGCCUGGUCAAGGAUAUGAAGAUCAAGUCUCUCGAGGAGAUCUACCUCUUCUCGCUUCCGAUCAAGGAGUCUGAGAUCAUCGAUUUCUUCCUGGGGUCCUCUCUGAAGGAUGAGGUUUUGAAGAUCAUGCCAGUCCAGAAGCAGACUCGUGCUGGUCAGAGGACCAGGUUCAAGGCUUUUGUUGCUAUCGGGGACUACAAUGGCCAUGUUGGUCUUGGUGUGAAGUGCUCCAAAGAAGUCGCUACUGCUAUUCGUGGGGCGAUCAUCCUGGCUAAGCUGUCCAUCGUGCCCGUACGACGGGGCUACUGGGGCAACAAGAUUGGCAAACCCCACACCGUGCCUUGCAAGGUCACUGGCCGGUGUGGAUCUGUCCUGGUGCGUCUGAUCCCGGCUCCCCGUGGCACAGGGAUCGUGUCUGCGCCUGUCCCCAAGAAGCUGCUGAUGAUGGCUGGGAUUGAUGACUGCUACACCUCGGCCAGGGGCUGCACGGCCACCCUCGGCAACUUCGCUAAAGCCACCUUCGAUGCCAUCUCCAAGACCUACAGUUACCUGACUCCUGACCUCUGGAAAGAGACCGUGUUCACCAAGUCUCCUUACCAGGAGUUCACUGAUCACCUGGCGAAGACCCACACCAGAGUGUCUGUGCAGAGAACCCAGGCAGCUGCUGUGGCAACCACUUAAGUGGGUUUGGAGCAAGACAAUAAAUUGAUCAGUGAACGAGAAA
Nestor notabilis (Kea) is the source of this 748-nucleotide messenger RNA. RefSeq names its product ribosomal protein S2 (gene RPS2). The annotation marks the transcript as partial. NCBI's taxonomy places the organism in Eukaryota, Metazoa, Chordata, Aves, Psittaciformes, Psittacidae. Gene Ontology annotation, cellular component: cytosolic small ribosomal subunit; ribosome. The record is from RefSeq and is a predicted model, not a curated record. The transcript has 6 exons. Gene Ontology annotation, biological process: translation. Gene Ontology annotation, molecular function: structural constituent of ribosome; RNA binding.